Molecule: messenger RNA, 3065 nt
Organism: Mercenaria mercenaria
Lineage: Eukaryota; Metazoa; Mollusca; Bivalvia; Venerida; Veneridae
Product: E3 ubiquitin-protein ligase RNF19A-like
Exons: 11
Coding region: 161-2893 (910 amino acids)
Biological process (GO): protein polyubiquitination; ubiquitin-dependent protein catabolic process; positive regulation of proteasomal ubiquitin-dependent protein catabolic process
Cellular component (GO): ubiquitin ligase complex; cytoplasm
Molecular function (GO): ubiquitin protein ligase activity; zinc ion binding; ubiquitin conjugating enzyme binding
Source: RefSeq, a predicted model, not a curated record
ACCGUCGGCCAUUUUGGUCAGAGGAGGAACAAAAUUAUUUCAAAACAAAACAGAAAAUGCCAGGAUUUUGCUUUUAUGUUUUUAAAUGAUUAACGACACGAUUGUUAAUAGUGUAAAAAUAUAUGUAGUUUAGGUAAAAAGUGUCCAGUAGUCAAAGGAGAUGAAGAGGCAUGAUAGUGAGGUCAUCUCCACGACCUCGAGCACCUCAAAGGGGUCCGACAGGAGGAAGAAUCGGUUCUCUAUCAGACGUAUCUUUUACGCUGGGAGGUCAGGACUGUCUCGGAUGAGUUUGAACUCUACCUCAUCUGCGCAGUCUGACGUUGGGUUUUCAAUCAGCGACCGUGACCGGACAGAUGGAUCAGCAUUAGGUGCCACUGCUGCUCCAAGUACAACAGCAGCAACUUUAUCUGUGCCAUCUUUGACACAUUAUGGACCAGGACAAACUCUGGUCAGACGAAAAAGUAAAGACGGUUCACGCGAGUGCCCUUUGUGCCUAAUUGAACACCCAUCAGACAAGUUUCCGGAAAUCUCAACAUGUUAUCAUAGGUCUUGUUUAAAUUGCCUUCAGAUGUAUUUAAAAAUUGAAAUCACAGAGAGUAGGGUAAACAUAGCCUGUCCGGAAUGCUCUGAGAAGUUUCAUCCCAAUGAUAUUAAGGAGAUUGUAGGAGAUAUGGUGCUUAUGUCGAAGUAUGAGGAUUUUAUGUUGCGAAGGGUACUGGUAGCUGAUCCAGAUGCAAGAUGGUGUCCAGCACCUGAUUGUGGAUAUGCAGUAAUUGCCACAGAGUGUGCAGGAUGUCCUAAGAUAAAGUGUGAGCGACCUGGGUGUAAUACUUAUUUCUGUUACCACUGUAAACAACACUGGCAUCCAAAUAAAACAUGUGAUACUGCACGAGCAGAACGUGCCAUAAUGGCUCUACGCAGUGGCUCUAUCACCUUCAGUCCCGAAUCUGAUUCUCAAAAAGAUUUCAUCAAGCCGUGUCCACGAUGUUCAGCCUUUAUAGUGAAAGAGAAUGACGGAUCGUGUAAUCACAUGACAUGCACUGUAUGUGGGGCAGAGUUUUGUUGGCUCUGUAUGAAAGAAAUCUCUGAUCUUCAUUAUUUAAGUCCAUCUGGUUGCACAUUUUGGGGUAAAAAACCUUGGAGUAGAAAAAAGAAAAUAUUAUGGCAGCUUGGUACCCUGGUUGGUGCUCCUGUAGGUAUUACGCUGCUAGCAGGAAUUGCGGUACCAGCCAUGAUAAUUGGUAUUCCAGUCUGGGUUGGAAGAAAGAUACAUUCCCGAUUUGAACAUUCUUCGAAACAUAGACAUAAUUUAGCUAUAGUGGGUGGGGUAACAGCAUCCAUACUUGUUUCCCCAGUAGUAGCUGGACUAGCAGUAGGUAUUGGGGUACCUAUACUGCUUGGCUAUGUGUACGGUGUAGUCCCAAUCUCUCUGUGUAGAAGUGGAGGCUGUGGGGUAAGGACCACUAACAGUGGCGGUGUCAGGUUCGAGUUUGAGGAAAACGAAACUGGCAACUCAACUUACGCAGGUGCUGUUGAUAGCCAGAGUGUUGGUACAGGUCACCAGGUGCCCAACCCGAGUAUUGCGCCAAGCAUUGGUGAGGCUAGUGUUGGUAUGAACAACAGCAUAUACAGUGGAAGCGGAAACCACAUAGACAGGGUUGGUGUGAACCGUGAGGACGAGAGUGAUCGAGACUCUGCCAGUCAUAGGGCCAUAGCAGGUUCAAGUCUAAAUGGCAGCAUGUGUGGUAGUACCUAUGCUGCUGUCAUUGGAAUGCAUACAAAACUGGAAGUACAGGCUGAGCUUGAGGCAGAUGUGCCGACUGGAAAGCGUGCAAGUUUUAGCAGUGGUUCAGCCAACUUCAGUAUCGGAGAAAAGUCACUGGGCGAGAAAUCUGUCAUGGGUGAUGAUGCCAGUACACGUGGCCUGGCUGGUUCAAUAGCUAACUAUAAAUUUGACUCCACAUCUUUAACUCCAUCAGAUGUUCAUGUUGAUUUGGCCAAAUCAUCAACGUCUAGAGCAGAUGUAGAUCAUUUACAUACAGCAACUGAAGGAGGACGUUCCACACCUAGAGAUCUUGAUAUCUCUAGCCUCUCUUCAAGAAUCUCUCAUGAUGACAAAAAGAAGACAAGUUCCUGUCCUGGUUCCCCUCAUUCUAGCUGUGGCAUGAUGUUAGAACAUGAGGAUGGUUCCCGCCACCACAGUGCUAGGUGCAGGAAGUGUCGCCGUGCAGCGAAACUUGCAGAAAAAAAUGCAACAGAACAAAUGAAUGUUCAUUUUUCGGACCAAGUCAGUUUGCAAAGUUUCCAGGCAGACGAUGCUGUCCUUGACCUGCCAAUGGGUAAACAUGGUAUUGAUUCUCUUUCGGAAAUGUGCAAUGAAGACGGCUUUGAUUCAGACGAAGCAUUGGAUAGGUGCAGUAAAAGACGCACGUCUGGAAGAAUAAAUUCAGAACCAGCAGUUUUAUUAACUGAGGUUGAAAAUGAUCAUCCUGGGUUUAUUCAUGUCGAGCCACACAUUGAUAAACAUGUGGAUUGUGAUAGCGACAGUAGUGAUAAACAGAAAAGUACAAUGUCGUUAACACCGCCACUCUCUGAUGGCAGUAGUAAUGAUGUUGUUGUCAGUCUGAACAGUAGCGUCUCGUCAAUGUCAAUGAAAUUCUGUAAGUACAGUAACAGUGAAGAAAAGACCCUCUCAAAAUGUAGGAGUGAAGAAAUCUAUAAAAAGAAGAAAUGUCAAAUUGAUGACUCUGUCUCGGAGAAAAGUAAAAGUGAAGAAUUAUGUAAUAAAGAAGUGGAUGUACUAAGUGGUAAUAUGAAACGUGCUAGACGUGAAAGCUGCGAAUUGGCGAUGAAGAAUGGCAGAAUUUCUCCAACUUCCAAAAUUGUGGAUUAAAGAUACUUAAAGCCUUAAUGAUCAAUACAAUGAACUUGAGUUUGAUAAACAACAUAAUUGGUAAUGAUAGUGCUAUUGUAGUUUGUUAUUAUUUCACUGGUCGAUAAAAUUACCUACUUUAAUUUCAAAAUAUAUGACAUGUAAGUUAGAUAGAAUAAAGAAUAGAGAUGGC